This is a messenger RNA of Peronospora belbahrii, 654 nucleotides long. Lineage: Eukaryota; Oomycota; Peronosporomycetes; Peronosporales; Peronosporaceae. The record is from the annotation of a GenBank genome assembly.
AUGGAGGCCAAGGACGACCUUAUGGUGCUAAACUGUGGCGUCUGUGGCCACGAUCAUGAGCAAAAUGUCAAGUGCAUGAUUUGUGGACAUAUUGGCAAAAGUCGGUCGUAUCAAUGCUUAAAGGUGAAGACGUAUACGGCGUUUGAAUUUACGGUACAGGGAUUUGAUUGUCUAGGACAGGAUGAGACGAUUGCUGGAACGGUUGCUGCCUUAAAGCAGUCGAAUCUAUCGCUUUGGACAUUUGUCCGGAUUUUACGGGGAAGAAUUUUUCCCAAUAUGGCAACAAUGCUGCCGGACGACCCGAUGUCGCGGCAUUUAGUCGCUUUUGUUGGCGAUGGACCGAUGGGUAUCACACGCUGGCGUCCUGCCGCUGAGGAGAGCGGAAGUCAAGUUGUCAUCAUUGAGUUCUUUGGCAUUGUCGAAAAUAAGCGACGACAGGGCUAUGCAAAGCGCUUUCUUCUUGCAGUCAUUCAAGACAUUACGGCUAUUUACGCGCAACAGUCGAGACGUCCGCAGGAGUUGAUCGCAACUAUGCCUCAGACUGAUUCUUUUGCAGCAAUAAGGUUGUUUCAGUCGAUAGGCUUUCAGCCGGUAUCAAGGGUGGAAGUGGUACAGGACAGGUCUUUUUUGCAGAUGCGAAUGGCAUGGAGUUGA